UGGGGAGGGGCUUCCGGAGGCCCCGCCCCCGCCGCCAUGCGGCCCACAGGGACAGCUCUCUGGCUGCGCCUGGCCUUGGCCCUGGGCCUGGCCCUCGUUGGCCCCCUGGCUGUGGGGUGGGCUUCGGCCCGGGCCCCCAUCUAUGUCAGCAGCUGGGCCGUGCGGGUGUCCCAGGGUUACCAGGAGGCCGAGCGCCUGGCGCGCAAAUUCGGCUUCGUUAACCUGGGGCAGAUCUUCUCGGACGGGGAAUACUUCCACCUGCGGCACCGGGGCGUGGUCCAGCAGUCCCUGAGCCCCCACUGGGGCCACCGCCUGCGGCUGAAGAAAGACCCCAAGGUGCAGUGGUUCCAGCAGCAGACUCUGCGGCGGCGGGUAAAACGCUCCUUGGUGAUGCCCACAGACCCCUGGUUCCCACGGCAGUGGUACAUGAACAACGAGGUGCAGCCGGACCUGAACAUCCAGCAGGUCUGGGGCCAGGGACUGUCGGGCCAGGGCAUCGUAGUGUCUGUCUUGGACGACGGCAUCGAGAAGGACCACCCAGACCUAUGGGCCAACUACGACCCCCUGGCCAGCUACGACUUCAACGACUACGACCCAGACCCCCAGCCGCGAUACACACCCAGUAAUGAGAACCGGCACGGGACCCGCUGUGCUGGGGAGGUGGCCGCGAUGGCCAACAACAGGUUCUGCGGCACCGGAGUGGCCUACAACGCCCGAAUCGGAGGCGUGCGCAUGCUGGACGGCACCAUCACCGACGUCAUCGAGGCCCAGUCGCUGAGCCUGCAGCCGCAGCACAUCCACAUCUACAGCGCCAGCUGGGGCCCCGAGGACGACGGGCGCACGGUGGACGGCCCCGGCGUGCUCACCCGCGAGGCCUUCCGGCGCGGCGUGACCCAGGGCCGCGGCGGGCGGGGCACGCUCUUCGUCUGGGCGUCGGGCAACGGCGGGCUGCACUACGACAACUGCAACUGCGACGGCUACACCAACAGCAUCCACACGCUCUCGGUGGGCAGCGCCACCCGGCGCGGCCGCGUGCCCUGGUACAGCGAGGCCUGCGCCUCCACGCUCACCACCACCUACAGCAGCGGCGCGGCUCCGGACCCGCAGAUCGUCACCACGGACCUGCACCACCAGUGCACGGACAAGCACACGGGCACCUCGGCCUCAGCGCCGCUGGCCGCGGGCAUAAUCGCCCUGGCUCUGGAGGCCAACCCGUUCCUGACCUGGAGGGACAUGCAGCACCUCGUGGUCCGUGCAUCCAGGCCAGCACAACUCCAGGCCGAGGACUGGACGACCAAUGGCGUGGGGCGCCAAGUGAGCCACCACUAUGGCUACGGGCUGCUGGACGCCGGGCAGCUGGUGGACAUGGCCCGCACGUGGCUGCCCACAAGGCCCCAGCAGAAGUGCGCCAUCCAGAUCGUGCACACAUCCACCAGGCCAGCAGGAGGGGCCCUCACCCACCACACUGCCCCCAGCCCCAUCCUGCCGCUGCUGCGCGUGGGGAAGAACUUGUCGGCCUGCGCCGGCCUCGCCAACCACAUUCGCUCGCUGGAGCACGUGCAGGUGCAGCUGUCGCUGUCCUACAGCCGCCGUGGGGACCUGGAGAUCUCGCUCACCAGCCCCAUGGGCACCCGCUCCACACUCGUGGCCAUCAGACCCUUGGAUGUCAGCAGCCAAGGCUACAACAACUGGAUCUUCAUGUCCACCCACUUCUGGGACGAGGACCCACAAGGCUUGUGGAUCCUGGGUCUGCAAAACAAGGGCUACUAUUUCAACACGGGGAUGCUGUACCACUACACGCUGCUGCUAUACGGGACCACCGAGGACAUGAUGGCGCGGGCCCCCAGCCCCCAGAAUGCCACAGCCCCGCCUACCUCCUGGGCCACCUCUGCGUCGCCGACUGCCCUCCACGCUACUUCCACCACACACGGCAGGCAGUGACCGCCGGGCCCGGGCGCCCCGCCACGCCCGCCUUGCGCGUCUGCUCCGCCUGCCACCCGAGCUGCGACACGUGCCGCGGCGGUUCCCCGCUCGACUGCACCGCCUGCCCCCCGCGCUCCGUGCUGGACGAGCUUCGGGGCUCCUGCUCGCG
Molecule: messenger RNA, 2092 nt
Organism: Equus caballus (horse)
Lineage: Eukaryota; Metazoa; Chordata; Mammalia; Perissodactyla; Equidae
Gene: PCSK4
Product: proprotein convertase subtilisin/kexin type 4
Biological process (GO): peptide hormone processing
Cellular component (GO): trans-Golgi network; Golgi membrane
Molecular function (GO): serine-type endopeptidase activity
Source: RefSeq, a predicted model, not a curated record